CGCUCCAAUUGGAAUUAGUUGUCCAGCCCGAAGUUCUUCUCCAGUGCGACUCUGCUAUCAUCUUUCUAGUGCGGUAGGGAUACAUCGAAGGUGCAGCCAUGUCCUUUAUUCAAAUGAAUGUUCCGCUGGUCUUCUGGGGCAGGCGCCCGCCCUCACACAAGAUCAUGUGCAUCUGCCGCUCGGAGGAGAGGAAAGGCGUGGCCACUGGCUCCCAGAGUGGCCAGAUUUGCCUCUGGGAUGUAUAUAGAGAUCACCAGAGCGAGAAGAUAAAGUUGCGACCAAGAUGUCUUCUGUUUGGCGGAAUAUCGGCCAUCAAAUCUCUGUGCUUCGUGAAGACAUUCAGUGGAGACAGAGAUCGUAUUGCCAGUCUCAGCGAGAAGGGAACAGUGUCAGUGUGGGACGGAAAGGAUGGAGCAUGUCUCAAAUAUAUCGUCAUCCCGGGGAGCCACACUGGGAUCAAGGUGUGCAUAUGUGCCCAGACAGGACAGUAUAAUACCUAACUUCAUACAUAUACGGGAUAUUCAACAACAAGCCACACUGGGAUCAAGGCUCUGUCCCGUACCAAAUACUCGGAAACGCUGCUGGUACUGUACGGGCGGUACUCCAGCAUCCACAUUCUGGACGCCAUUUCUCUGGACACUCUCUGCGUCCUGAGGAGCAGCUGUAAACCAAACUGGAACGCUCAGAUAUCCUUCCUCAUAAGCCCCGAGAAGAAAGACCACCUCCUGUCGCUGACGGUGGAAGGUGUGGCCAAGAUGUGGCUCCUUCCGACGAGGAACGAGAUGAAGGAGCUGGGCGAGAUGUCGGAAGAGAAGACGACUAACCUCUCCAUACAGUGUCCCGUACACAUGACCUCAUCGUCUCACGGAGGGUACAGCACCACCCUUAUUGUCUGCAGUGAGGUCUGGCAGAUUUAUAACACUACCAAUGGUCACGUGAAGCUGCUGAUGAUCAGAGCCCGAGAGGAGUCGGUCACCUCCUGGGCAGCUGGAGAGUUCAUUGACUACCAGACCAUCCUCGUUUGGGACAAGGGAAGUGGAAGGGGCUAUGUGUAUCGCCUCUCGGCAAGGUGUGUGCCGGGUCUCAGUGAGAGUGAUGACAGUCUUGACGAUUCCAACACAGCAGGGUGUUCCCUGGUGUACACCCUGGCUCCGCCCCAAGCCACACCCAACUCGUCGCACCUCCAGCUUGCCGCGUACAUGGACCACACCUGGUGUUGCCAGGGCGACCACACAGGGAGGUUGUAUUUGUGGAACAUUCAGAGGCUGCGUCAGGAGCCUCCCCUGUCCCAUUCCCAUGUCUCCAUUCCGCCAGAUGCCCAUGCCUGUGUCGGGGAUUCCUGGCAACCUCCUGCCCAGCCAUGUGGCCUCACUGAUAUGUUGUACCCACCGUCCAUGUACACCAACCCACCCACCCUGACCUGUGCAGUCUACCUGGCAGCCUACGGUCGCCUCGUAUGUGGUCAAGAAGAUGGUUCAAUUGCUGUCCUCUCUGCCACCCAGGCUGCCACUGUACUCAUGCUACAACCAAGAAAAUUCUGCAGAGGCUGGCCGCAGUAUUGUAUUCUCAAAGGUCACAGGAACCGAGUCAACCACCUGCUGUACCCCAGUGCCCACAGCUCAGCCUACCACUCUGACUACCUCCUCUCUGGAGGAGCUGAUUUCACUGUGAAGUUAUGGGACCUGUUCCACGGAGAUCUGAUCCAUACUUUUGCUGUUCACGGAGGAGGGGUCAAGAACAUCGUCACCUGCCCUCCUGAAAUCAACCCUCGACUCCAGACGUGUGUCUGCUCAAUAGCAGAAGACUAUUCAGUCGCCAUUCUCUCCACGUCGGAACGGAAGUGUCUCCUCGUGGCCGCAGUCCAUUCCUCUCCGGUGCGUGACGUGGCGUGGAGACUGAGGCAAGACUUCCUCCUGGUCUCCUGUACUGAUGGCAAAUUAUACGUCUGGCAGAUUGAGACCGGGUCUCUGGACAGAUGUGUUGAGGGAGAAACGGCCAAACUAGUGUUGAGCGGAGCCCAGGACACCAGCAGCUCCAAAACCAGUCUGUCCAGUUCCACGAGUUUCCCGCUGCAAGUCAGGUCUCUCCAAGCCGGGGAGGGAGACAGCCUCAUUCAGGUCCUGGUAUUUGACCCCCAGAGCCUAAUCAAUAGACUGGGAAAGAUGGACAACAUGGCCGAAAAGGGUGUGGCACAGCCCAAGAAACAAGCCGACGCCUUCCGAACGUGGCUCUCCGCCCGACGAAACUUUGGAGCAGGGGCGGGGCCGGGCGGAGUCGGGAUGGACCCGGCAAGACGAAGAACAUCGGCUCCGGCUGUGGUAUUUGAGGGUGGACAGCGAAGAAGAGGGGGCGGUGACCAAGGAAACACCCGCCCGGAGACGGAGAGGGCAAGAGAGGUGUUGGGGCAAGCCGUUGCCAGUCAGAACAAAAUUGAACAGCUACAGGAAGAAGCUCCAGUGACGACAUUGAACAUAGUUCGCCUGCUGCUCUCUUGCCUGCAUGCCUGGAGUCUGGACCAAGACCUCGACAGAGACUGUGAGGAGGUCCUCGGGCUGGUCAGACCCUCUCGUCCCGUAUCAUUCGGGCUCCUCAGCAAGGGACAGUGUCUCUCUCUCGUACUGCCUGGUUGGAACCUGAAGCCUCACCCCACAACAGAUGACCAAUCAAAUAUCAGCCCCAUGGCUCCAAAGAGUGAGGAGACAAGUCCUCCGCCUCCAUAUGAAGCCACACCAGCUGAAGAAUCUUCAAUUACAAGCCUGCAGAGGCAGGACUCAUCCCCAUCAUCAGGUUUCAGUUUUGAUAAAAAGUACCACAUCCGCUGGCAGCUGUCUCGCUCUCUCACCACUCAGCAUCUUCUCACCAUGGUGUCUGUGACCAACACACUGAUGAACCAGAGUGUGGGAGCACAUGUCCUAGCAACCAGCUCAGGCGUCAGGAAACACAAGCAGAGUGAAUCGGAGGAUUCUGAUUGGUCGGAUUCAGAGGAGUCCCAGACGCUCCGUGACAACCAGAUCAGAGCCGUCUGGAGUCAGGUGGCUGCAUUGCACUGUGUGAUGUUGCCGGAGAGAAUGGAGGGAAGGUUUAGAGCUCCACAUCUUCCUGUCCUCGCCUCACGUUUUCUCGACCCCUGUCAGGCCAUAAGAGAAGCCAGCCAAGCUCUACUGCAAGCAGAGCUGCGCCGUAUCCAGUCAGAAGGACGUAAGAAACUAGUGAUGAAGUGGGCAGGCAGACUCCAGGCACCAGCCCCCCACAGAGGGUCCGGAGAGAGGGGAACCACAAUUUCAAUGGAGGAGGGGGACCUCAGUGUUGGGGAACAUGGGAGUCCUAUUCCUACUCAACAUCAGCAGACCACAGCACUCAUUAUACUGGGAAUGAUAGGGGCAGAGUUUUGUGAUGGGGGAAACCCAAACGACAGCCCACCUCAGGUCACGACAGCAGCAAGAGGGGGUCACGAGAACAUGAAGCCAUGGACCAAGCUGUUGCCAGGGUUACUGCGAAGACCCUUCAGGCUGUGUUACUGGAGAAGCCUAGCGCCAGAGCACCGCUGCAUUCCAAUCUCCGGUGCUCGGCAGCGGAAUUGCUGGGGCGUGGCUUCCACAUCUGGGAGAAAUAUGUGGACAUUCCACAAGUUGUGAUGGGUCUUCUGGACCUUGUUGUACACUACAAAUCUCCAGAUAGUGCCCACCAUUCUUCGACCAGUACCAGCAACAAAUACUCAAAGUUUGCGUCUGAAGUGGCACACAAGGCGCUCAACCUCAUGAUCCUCGUCAGACCCGUUACCAUGGUCGCCACUCUCGCCAAGGAGGUGGCCAUGUUUUUGGCCUCGCAGCAUAUCACGCAUGCCCCGCAUUCCUCUCUUCAGCCUCUGCAGGUAGGAGUGAAUCCACCGCCUAGCACAGCUGGUAUCAUCACUCCCUCUAAUGCCCUACUGCCAACUGCCAAGAUCGAGAUCCUUCACUUGGUGAAAACUGUCAUAGAGAAGUGCUCGGCGCAGGUGACUCUUCAACUACUGGAGGUGAUGGACGUGGUUUUGUUUUGUCUGGAACAGGAACAGAUAAAGAAGAAAAACCUGUUAGACCUGUUUCCUGUCAUCGCCAAGCUUCCCAACAUCAGCUACUCUCCAAAGACCCGCAGAGUAGCGGUGGGAGCGAGGUCGGGCCAGGUUGGCAUCUACGACCUGAGACAGGGGAAGACUCAGAUGAUGAAUGCUCAUUCUCACCCCGUCACUGUGCUACUGUUCUCAGACGACGGUCGUAUGCUGGCCACAUAUGCCUAUGGAGACUCUACUCUUAGUGUCUGGCAGCUGAGUUCCUCUAUAUUUGGGAGUACCCCACAGCCAAAGCUGGUCAACAGUUGGCCGGCCAUAUCGAGCUCUUCCCCCAUGGCCUACUCUUCAUACAUCAGACUGGAGUGGUCUGGGACCAAGAGUAUCAUACUACAUAUGCCUGGAGGUGUCGAGUGCAAGUAUUCUCUUUAGUGGACACCUUAGUACAGUCAGUCUAUUAUAGAGAGUAUCAGUCUAUAUUAUGUAACAAUACAGAGUUUCAUUCAAAGACCACACGGUUUUCUCUACAGAUGUGUGUAUAUAAGUUGGUCCUAUCUGUGUUUGGAUCCCAUGAUGGUAUAAUGACUGUAUAAUUAUAG
Molecule: messenger RNA, 4644 nt
Organism: Geodia barretti
Lineage: Eukaryota; Metazoa; Porifera; Demospongiae; Tetractinellida; Geodiidae
Source: the annotation of a GenBank genome assembly